This is a messenger RNA of Drosophila novamexicana, 807 nucleotides long. RefSeq lists its product as uncharacterized. The record is from RefSeq and is a predicted model, not a curated record. Lineage: Eukaryota; Metazoa; Arthropoda; Insecta; Diptera; Drosophilidae. Bases 69 to 566 code for a protein of 165 amino acids. The transcript is spliced from 4 exons.
UUAACUAAGCAUUUUGAGUCUUUUAGAUUUUUAUAAUAUAAUAUUUACAAAAUUCACGUUGACCAGCAAUGCUCUCGCGAAAGGAAAUUGUGUCUAUAUUACUCCUGUUGACAGCGCUGAUCUGCAUAUUGAAUGCAGCUUUGUUUGGCAACAUAAUGCCCCUAUCCACGAGCUAUGAGCAGUUGGCUGAACAAACCAUUAACGCGGGCACCGCCUACAUUUGCAUCCUGUACGCCCUGAGCACAUGGGUAUAUCAUUCGAACUACUCGGAGCCCCGGCGGCAAAUACGUUAUGUGCUAAUUGCAAUGCUGAUACUUUUGAUUGCGGCCAACUUGACCGGGCUCGUAACGGUCAUUCAAACGCUGUUCAUAUCCGACCUAAGGGACGCCUUGAGCACGAGGGAUCUGUUCAGCUCGUUUGGUUAUUUGUGUCGUACAGUGACAGCUGUGCUAUUCGUGAUAACACUUUUACUGCUGAUAAUUAUUCUGAUAAUUGUCACUAUAACCGCAUUCAAGCAUUCGUGGUCCAUAUCGAGCCGUCAGGAUUCUAAGGAAGAUCUGCCCUAACAAGGAUAUUCUGCAGCUGCCAUUCGGCUAGCAUAAAUUGGUUUUCAUACAGCGGCUCCACCAGGUAAUGAAAGCGUGAAAAAUAUAUAUUCAUGUAUAAAUAUGUGUAUAUGUAAAAAUGCAUAUAAAUGCGGGUGACUCAGCCCUGAUGUCUGGCAGGCGCCUCAAGCAACCGCUGCAACUGCUCUGAUGAUACCCUGGGCACAUAUAUGACUGUGUGUCUGCGCGUGUGUGUUGGCUG